GUCACAAUGUGUGGUGUGGUUUCACUUUUAAACAGAGCAGAAACAGACAGAAGUAAUGGACAGACUGAGGUGUGUGCUGCUGGUGCUCUGCGUACAACACUCCUGGACUCAAAUACACACUCUGGAUCCAGCCACCCUGCGUUUCGUGGUGCUCGGGGACUGGGGGGGUAUUCCUCUGCCUCCGUACUACACCCCCCAUGAGGAGGCUGUGGCUGGGGAGCUGGACAGGCUGGCCCGCAACGAGGGGGUGGACUUUGUGCUCAGCCUGGGAGAUCACUUCUACUUCGACGGUGUGAAGAGUGUGGACGACCCUCGCUUUAAGUACACAUAUGAAGGGGUUUUCUCCCAGGCCUCUCUGCUGGAUAUCCCAUGGUACCUCACUGCAGGAAACCACGACCACAGGGGCAACAUCUCCGCUCAGAUCGCUUACUCCAACAAAUCCAAGCGAUGGAAUUACCCAGGUCUGUAUUACGAGCUGCAGUUCGCUGUCCCCCACACCAACGUGUCGGUGGGCGUCCUGAUGAUCGACACCGUGGUGUUGUGUGGGAACACGUACGACCAUUCGCAGCCUUCAGGACCCGAGGACCCCUCAGCCGCAGAGCAGCAGUGGGGCUGGAUCUCAGAUAAACUGGCCAGCAGCAAGUCAGACUAUGUCGUGGUGGCCGGUCAUUAUCCCGUGUGGUCCGUCGGCCAUCAUGGACCCACUUCCUGUCUGAAGAAAAGACUGAGGCCCCUCCUGAAGAAGUUCAACGUCACGGUGUACCUGAGCGGCCACGACCACAAGUACAGUUCAUCAGAGAGGAUGAUGGGAGUUCCUAUGCAGUGAGUGGCAGUGGGACGGUUAGUGACACCGCCACCACUCACAAAGGGAGCGUCCCCCCGUCCUGGCAGCUGUACUCCAGCCCUGUGAACCACACCGUGGGGGGGCUGGCUUACUUCCAGGUCAGCAAGCAUCACAUGAUGCUCAGCUUCAUGCAGACAGACGGGAAGUGUGUGUACCAGGCGGAGCUGCAGAAACGCACGCCAUGAGGGACUGCACCAAUCAUCAGCUUUAUUGAAGAGACUCAAGGUCCAUUUUUAAAAGACAUACAACACUCAAAUCAAUCAUGUGUUCUGCAGUAAAACUCAGGAAGACAAUCAGGGUAUUUGUAAAAGUCAUGUACUACUUUUUAUGUAUAGUGUGUACAUAUUACACUAUGUUUUUUAUAUAUUGACACACAUUGCAUUGUGUGCAUCCCACAAUGCUCUAAUUAGCAAUGCAAAAUGUGUAUAAUGUAUUAUUUCAGUAUGACUUAAUUGGUUCCCUUUUAUGGGAAAAUACUUCUUAUCAAAGUCUGUAAAUGAAUGUUUCUUGUUGCACUCAAAAACCUACAAUGUAAUUAAAAUGUUUUUUUCAAAAGGUU
Trematomus bernacchii (emerald rockcod) is the source of this 1403-nucleotide messenger RNA. It is a transcript of the gene acp5b, whose product is annotated as acid phosphatase 5b, tartrate resistant. Gene Ontology annotation, biological process: bone resorption. Lineage: Eukaryota; Metazoa; Chordata; Actinopteri; Perciformes; Nototheniidae. The record is from RefSeq and is a predicted model, not a curated record. Gene Ontology annotation, molecular function: ferric iron binding; acid phosphatase activity; ferrous iron binding.